GCAAGCAAGAACCGGCCCGUGUGCACGGGCAACGCGACGACGCCAGCGCCGCCUCCCCCGCUGGGGCGCCGAGCUUUGGGGCAGCGCAGGCGGGCUCCGGUGUCUCGUCGCCACCACCUCACCCUCCUCCGCCCGUCGAUGACCAGGCCGGGGGCGGAAGCCGCAGAGCCGGCGAAUCCAUCUCCUCGCCACCACCUCCCUCUGCUCGGCCCGUCGAUGUGCAGACCGGGAGCCAAAUCUUCGAAGCCGGGGGAUCGAGCUCCGCUGCUGCGCGCGCCGGGGAGCAGGCUGGAUUGCCGAAGGCCAAGAAGACGAUCUUGAGAAAGAUAAUCAGCUCCGGCAAGGACAAGGUUUUUUGUAGAAAAGGAAUCGGAAGCUCGGAGAGACCUCAAGUCGGAAGCUUGGAGAGACCUCACGUGACUCAACAGGCAAUUCCCUAUGGGCAAGCCUUAAAUCAUUAUGUUGGACAGAUACUUGCACUUUAUCGCGACAGAAUAUAUGCUGUGAAUGCAAUCGGCCUUGGUGACCGCUAUUCAGAAUUUAGGCCAGUGGAAGAAGAUGGGGAGUGUUUCUACAGGAGCUUCAUAUUUUCCUACCUUGAGCAAGUUCUUGAUAGGAAAGGCAGAAAUGAGGAACGCCGCCUCCUUGCAGCUAUCCAAGAGUUGGCUGAGGAAUCUGCAUGUCUUGGAUGGGCCUCUGAAUUUUCUAGGAGCCACGAUGCAUUUAAGGAGUUGAUGAAGAAAGUAAAGAGAUGGAAGAAAAAACGCAGAUUGAUCCCCCUAUUAACUGACAGGUACAAGCGGAAACUUCUCGAGUUCUUCAGCACUUACGAUCAAACAGAAGACAUUUUUGCUUUCCUCAGAUUAGUAGCAGCUACCUGGUUGUGCUUGCACAGGGCGGACUAUACAGAGGAUAUACCUGGACUUGGAGAAAAUGACUGUGUGGCAAAUUGGUGCUUACAGCACGUUACUCCACGCCGCGUGGUGGCGGGCCGUGUUCAGAUGUGGGCCUUGGCGGCUGCGCUUCAGGUGUCCCUCGUGCUUGUGCAACUCAAUGAGGAAGCGCCUGAUGAUGUGUACGUUAGUCCUGGAGCUGACGCUGCGCGUGUGCACGUGCUGUUCACGGUCAACCACUACGACAUCAUCUACCCAAUAUAAGUCUCCCAUUGCUAGGUUAAUGUUGAGUCUGGGUGACUGCCCAUGAAUGCGGGCGGUGCUGAGCUCUAGGUGGUAGAUAAUUUGGCAUACACUGAAGCGGGUGAGCUUAUACUUGUACAUUCUUCUUCUGAUGACAUAUAAGGAUAGAAAAACAUUGGUCUGAUUAGUUUCUGUGACUAGUUCUGAUGUGCUGAAAUCAUGUAUAUAUACCUCUCAUGCCUAUUGUUUUUCCUCUGUAACUAUUUCUAUCUCUAUCAAACAUGUAUGAUAGUCGAAGUUGCUCGAGAAUGUGCUUGUAUGAUAAUCA
Aegilops tauschii subsp. strangulata is the source of this 1464-nucleotide messenger RNA. RefSeq lists its product as uncharacterized. Gene Ontology annotation, molecular function: cysteine-type deubiquitinase activity; ubiquitin binding. NCBI's taxonomy places the organism in Eukaryota, Viridiplantae, Streptophyta, Magnoliopsida, Poales, Poaceae. The record is from RefSeq and is a predicted model, not a curated record. Gene Ontology annotation, cellular component: nucleus. Gene Ontology annotation, biological process: protein K48-linked deubiquitination.